Messenger RNA from Dermacentor andersoni, 1289 nucleotides. It is a transcript of the gene PIG-L, whose product is annotated as phosphatidylinositol glycan anchor biosynthesis class L. Gene Ontology annotation, molecular function: N-acetylglucosaminylphosphatidylinositol deacetylase activity. Lineage: Eukaryota; Metazoa; Arthropoda; Arachnida; Ixodida; Ixodidae. The record is from RefSeq and is a predicted model, not a curated record. Gene Ontology annotation, cellular component: endoplasmic reticulum.
GUGAAUGACGUCCAGCAGCCAUUUUUUGAAAGGACCUCGGCGUGCAUGUGUGGCCAAAUGUUUUGCUUCGAAAGCUCUCUUCGCUGCGGCAAACCGAUGCUCGCCAGCGACAGAGCCUUUACCGGCACGCGCCGAUUAGUUAUGCCACUCGACGAAGCGUAGCGAACGAUGAACGUAGCGUCCGAGCCUCGUAUUCCUUCGACGACGAGAGGCCGGAGAUAAAGUGGUUUCGCGCCGAGCCCGGUGGCCAUGGAAUACGGGUGGUGGCUGUCGCUCGCUGUUUUUGUUGUGUCGGUGCUGCUUCUGUUUUACCUGUUCGUGUGCAACGUGUGUCGACUGAGGACGCGCAAGAACAUUGGUUCUGUAGGGAGGGUGCUGCUUGUUAUAGCGCAUCCGGACGACGAGUGCAUGUUCUUUGGUCCGACCGUGCUCGGGUUGCUGCAGCGGAAAUGCGAGCUCCAUCUCCUGUGCCUUUCCAACGGCAACUACUACCACCAAGGUAGUGAAAGGAAGGAAGAACUAUGGAGCAGCUGCGUUUCGUUGGGGAUCCCAAGUGAAAACUUGAUCAUAGUACAACACAGCAACAUGCCUGAUGAUCCAGAGUGCAUGUGGAAUUCAAACCUUGUGGGCAGGAUUGUGCAGAAAUACGUGAAGUGCCUCGGCAUAGACUCUGUCAUCACGUUCGACCAGUCUGGAGUCAGCGGCCACCUUAAUCACAUAGCAGUCCAUAAGGGUGUCGUGGGCAUACUUAAAAAGGACCUCGCUCCCGCAGGCUGCAGACUUUUCGUACUCGAGUCGGUGAACAAGCUGAGAAAGUACGUUGGCUUACUGGACGUGCCACUCAGCUACCUCCUUUCGGAGCACGCCUACGUGCUGCCCUGGAGCAUGGUGUCCCUCGUCAAAGUUGCGCUUCACAAGCACAAGAGCCAGAUGCUGUGGUUCCGUCACCUGUACAGCUGCUUCUCUCGCUACAUGGUCGUCAACACGCUGUCAGAAGUUACCGUCGACCAAAACAAAGACAAUUGAUGAGCGAGUCUUACUGGAAAGGCAAACACUCUCCGUCCUAUUACGCUGCUGUUUUUCCCGUAGUCAACCAAGUACCGAGGCUGCGUCCACUUUAGUCGCAGAAUACUAGUACUCAAGAAUUCCAAGCGGCCAGCACUGUUGUGUGCUGUCUGAUGCCAUAGGUUAGUGUUAUUACUUUUUUACGCAAUUGAUCUCUCUGGUUGAGCUGUAUCAUGUUCAACUGUGUUUGAAGGAGUUGAUACAAUAAAGUGCUCAAUAUUUUC